Phlebotomus papatasi is the source of this 487-nucleotide messenger RNA. Its product is annotated as RNA guanine-N7 methyltransferase activating subunit. The record is from RefSeq and is a predicted model, not a curated record. Bases 1 to 303 code for a protein of 100 amino acids. Lineage: Eukaryota; Metazoa; Arthropoda; Insecta; Diptera; Psychodidae. Gene Ontology annotation, biological process: RNA 5'-cap (guanine-N7)-methylation. Gene Ontology annotation, molecular function: RNA binding. The transcript has a single exon.
AUGGUCGAUCCUCACCGCCAUAUCCGGAACCUCACGGAAGACCAGAAGAAAUUCCUCGAGGAAUGCGAAAAGGAAUUUGCCAAUCGCUUCACGGAGCGUGAUUGGGAAUUUGCCGAGUUCUACAAGAAGGAACCUCAGGUGCCCCCAAUUGUGGAUUCGUGGAUGUCUCGGCAGUACAAUCAGAAUCACGGGAAUCAUCAUCGGAACGAUCACUACCAAAGAGAUGGACGAUAUCGGGGUAGUAGGAAUGACUACAGAUCCCCUGGACGCAGCUACAAUCAACACUAUUCCCAUAGAUACUGACCAACCCAAAGCAGAUGAUUCCUUGGGGAUUUUUUGGGGCUCCCGGGGGGAUGUUUCUGAGUAAACAAAACUGUAAAUAGAUUUGGCCAUUUUCCCAGGCGAUGGGGUGUUUUUUCUCUGCACUAGAUGUUUGUAUUGCAUGCCCUGGGAUGAGACUGUGUAAAUAAAGUGGGCAGAAAAGGCA